AUGGCUUUUCAAUACACAAAUGCAGAAUACUUGGACAUGGUUUAUGCGUAUGCGCGUGCAAAUGAAAGCUUGCGGGGCGCAAUCAAUUUGUACCGGGAGAUGUUCCCCAAUCGUCGAGUACCUACGGCCAGCGUCAUCUUAAACGCUAAUCAAAGAUUACGAGACUUCGGACAGUUCCGUGUUCCAACACAUGCCCAAGGAAACGUCUUGUGUAUGCUACAAUGUAUGUCAACAGAGAGGAGUUGA
Danaus chrysippus (African queen) is the source of this 246-nucleotide messenger RNA. Lineage: Eukaryota; Metazoa; Arthropoda; Insecta; Lepidoptera; Nymphalidae. The record is from the annotation of a GenBank genome assembly.